Messenger RNA from Triticum turgidum subsp. durum (durum wheat), 450 nucleotides. The record is from the annotation of a GenBank genome assembly. NCBI's taxonomy places the organism in Eukaryota, Viridiplantae, Streptophyta, Magnoliopsida, Poales, Poaceae.
AUGUCCAUUAUGAAAUUUCCUAAGUGGGCAAUUGAUGCUAUUACUUCUCAAAUGUCUCAUUUUUUCUGGGGUAAUAUUGGAGACAAUCAUAAAUACCACCUAGCCAAGUGGGGGCUGGUCUCUCAAAAGAAAGAGUGGGGUGGCUUGGGUGUUCCUAAUCUUAGGGAGUUUAAUAUGUCUUUACUUGCUGCUUGGAGUAAACGAUUCUUUGAUGACAGAGAUAGUGACUGGAAGAAAAUGCUUAAUUACAAGUAUAAUGUGGAUAGGCCAAAUAUUCUCUGGUCUAGAACUGGGGUAGGCUCUCCCUUCUGGAAGAGCUUUACCUGGGCAUUUUCUGCUGCUAAGACUUUUUAUAGGUGGAUCCUGGGAAUGGGAGAAAUAUUUCUUUCUGGCAUGAUACCUGGGUGGGUGAUUGUUCACUCAAGACUAGGUUUUGGGACCUCUUUGUGA